Molecule: messenger RNA, 795 nt
Organism: Arctia plantaginis
Lineage: Eukaryota; Metazoa; Arthropoda; Insecta; Lepidoptera; Erebidae
Source: the annotation of a GenBank genome assembly
AUGGACAAGCCAGGGCUUAGUAAAAUACGUAAGGUUAAAGAUGAAAAUCGGCAGUUUCAAGAAAUUUGGACUGAGAAAUACUUUUUUGUAUGGUCGCAUAACAAAGUCGUUUGUUUAAUUUGCAAGAAUUCUGUUGCGAUUGCAAAGGAAUAUAACGUAAAAAGGCACUAUGAAACGCAGCAUCCUAGUUUUAUCAAGUUUACAGGCGAAUUAAGAAAGCAAAAAAUGUUGCGGGAAAACGGGUUAAAACGGGAGCUGAUUGGUCAGCAAGCUAUGUUUACAAAACCCAUUCAAGAUUCAGAAACAGCUACAGAAGUUAGUUAUGAAAUAUCUCGAAUGAUAGCAAAGCGAAGUCGCCCCUUCAAUGAUGGGGAUUUUGUAAAAGAAUGCAUAGAAAUUGCCGCUAAGAAAAUGUGCCCAGAAGCAACAAAAAAGUUUGAGAAAAUGCAACUGAAUCGUAUGACUAUCCAAAGACGAAUUAUGUUUUUGUCAGGUAAUAUUGCGGAACAAUUAAAUGAAAAAACUAAGAUCAUUGAAUUUUUUUCAUUAGCACUCGACGAAUGCACUGAUAUUAGUUCCACAGCUCAACUUCUCAUAUUCAUACGAGGUGUUACUCAAGAUUUUGAAGUCUUAGAAGAGUUAUUAGGAAUGUGUUCAUUGAAAGGUCAAACCAGAGGAGUUGAUAUACUCAAUGUACUUUUGGAUGAGUCUUCAAAAACUAAUUUGGACUUAUCAAAAUUAUCGGGAGUUGCGACUGACGGUGCUCCUUCGAUGAUUGGUGUCAAUUCUGGCUAG